Molecule: messenger RNA, 2229 nt
Organism: Botrytis porri
Lineage: Eukaryota; Fungi; Ascomycota; Leotiomycetes; Helotiales; Sclerotiniaceae
Exons: 2
Coding region: 149-1630 (493 amino acids)
Biological process (GO): carnitine biosynthetic process
Cellular component (GO): mitochondrion
Molecular function (GO): oxidoreductase activity
Source: RefSeq, a predicted model, not a curated record
GGAAUUGAUGCUAUCAUCACCUCGGUAAAGGCUCAUUGAUGUAUGAUUCCUCGGUGAAGAGUAAGUUUAUUUAUUAGGAUUGUUCAAUUCUCAUUCAGCAGGCAGAUCAGUCCUUCACUUGCACCGUGAAAAGAACGAAAUUCUAGAUAUGAGUGCCUUGCGUCUUGGUCUGAACUGUGGUCAUCGAGCUGCCAGAUCAGGUUGCUUUCUAGCUGCCCCGCGCAUCUCUCACAUUAGUCGAAGGCUAUUUUCGGCCCAACCAGGUCUCCGGAUCACAGCUCCCACAUCCAAGCAGACACGUGUUCCACAGGAUGCAAAAUCCUCUUCUAGCCCUGAGAUUCUAUCUCAUGACAUUCAGGCCAUAAAGAUCAACGGUGUAUCUUAUCCUUCAUUGUUCCUCCGCGAUUCUUGUACCUGCCAUAGAUGCGUUGAUCCUUCCACAAAGCAAAAGAACUUUCAAACUUCGGAUAUUUCUCCUAAUAUCAAAGCUACUGCGACCACCAAGGGUGAGAAUGGGGAUUUAACAAUAUCUUGGGAAGAUGAUAUUCCAGGCUACGGACCAGAUCAUAUUUCGUCUUUUUCUAAGAAGUUCUUUGAAACCCACUCCUCAGCCAAGGCUUAUCAUUCCGAUCGUCACAAUGAUGUGAAACCUAUCAGAUGGAACUCGAAGACCAUUGCUCAGAAGCUGCAAUAUGUAACUUUUGAUGACUACAUAAACAGUGAAGAAGGUUUAUUCAGAGCUUUGAUCAUGCUUCGGGAUUAUGGACUGCUCAUACUUAGAGGUGUGUCAGAGUCAGAAACAUCAGUUGUUGAUAUUGCAGAGCGAAUUGGCAAUCUUCGGGAUACUUUUUACGGAGCUACCUGGGAUGUCAGGUCUGUUCCCCAACCUAAAAAUGUAGCAUAUACUUCUCAAUAUCUGGGUUUACACAUGGACCUUCUCUAUAUGGCUAAUCCCCCGGGGUUUCAAUUUCUUCACUGCCUACGGAAUACCUGCUCAGGUGGCUCGUCCAUCUUUUCUGAUGCUUUCCACGCUGCCAGACAACUCGAUAAAGAUAAUUACAUUCAAUUGAGCACUAAGAAGGUUGGCUACCAUUAUCGCAAUGCUGGGGAGCAUUAUCACUAUAAACAUUCUGUGAUAUCGAAACACUCUGAGAUGGGUGGGAACGCUUCAUCCCCCAGUGACAACAACAUUCAAUAUAUAAAUUACUCGCCGCCAUUUCAAGCGACAUUCGACAAGCCGUCCGACUCCUUGCCCGUAGCUAAAGCAUUGAGGCAAUUUGCAUCCCGAGUAGAGGCACCUGAAAACAUGUAUGAAUACAGACUACAAGAGGGGGAAUGUGUCAUUUUCAACAACCGCAGGGUACUUCAUGGCAGGAAAGAAUUCGAUACAUCAGCUGGGGAGAGAUGGUUCAAAGGCGCUUAUAUCGAUACCGACGUCUUCAGGAGUCGUUAUCGAGUAUUGGCCGAAAAGUAUCAGAAUAAGGAUCAAACGUUCCUACGCACUCAUGCUAGACACAUUUGCUGGGAUAUCAAGAACCCUGAGACUGGAAGAAUGGAAAGCGAUCCACAUAAAGUCUGGGAGAGAAGUAGAGAUCUUCCACAAACUGAGGCGUAUGCGAACAUUAUCUAGUGACAUUCGAAGCCCCUCGAUAUGUCCACAAAAUUCUGCAGUGCAGUCGCUCAAGGAGGAACCCUCGCCGUUCGAAUUAUCAUUUUUAUGUUGAACUUUUGUUCUCGAGAAAAUCGGAAUGUGAAAUUCACGUAGGAUACUAAUUUACAUUUAAAGAUUCCCGGUUUCCAGUGGAAAAAAAAAUCCAGGCUUGGAAUGCGAUUCGGACUACUAAAAACCGUGAUUGAGUUUUGAGAGUAUUAGAUCCCCGAUUUGUAUGCCGUAUGUCGGCAUUCGUGUUCGGUCGAGUCUUUAGUAUGCCCAGAAAUCAAAAAUUAUCUUUUGACCAUGCACUUUCAUAGCUUUGCAGAAUUUUGCAUUAUUACAAGCUGACUUGAAUAUCUUUACCAAACGAUUUCCAGCAAGGUACACCGCAUUGGUGAAUUGUUAUAGUUUGUUGCUCUGAUGACUUUCGUAUUUGUAGUACCUUCUUCAAUUCAGAUUCGUCGUAUCGCCUUCUUUGGAUACACGACUUUCCUUCAACGUUCCUCCUUUUUUCUUACAUCACCCGCAUCUUUUCAGUGUUCUACCUGUUUCAGUACACUACCUCUUUGCAAUGU